Molecule: messenger RNA, 1491 nt
Organism: Phacochoerus africanus (Common warthog)
Lineage: Eukaryota; Metazoa; Chordata; Mammalia; Artiodactyla; Suidae
Gene: ORC6
Product: origin recognition complex subunit 6
Exons: 7
Coding region: 297-1055 (252 amino acids)
Biological process (GO): DNA replication initiation; DNA replication
Cellular component (GO): nuclear origin of replication recognition complex
Molecular function (GO): DNA binding
Source: RefSeq, a predicted model, not a curated record
CGGGGGAUCUCUCCUGCGGGAAGGAGACAGCAAGAGUGAAAGGCAGGGUUUGAGUCUGUCAAGAAGGGAGGAAUGGAAGAAGUGGGAGCCGCCCGACCUCAUUCGCUUUCUGCCUUGGAGCGUGCACUCGCAGCGCGCAUGCGCAAAAGAAAUACCAGGAGGCGGCCUUAACUGUUCUUCUGGACCAAUCCAGAUGCAGCGGGGCGCUAGGGCCCGGCCCUCACAGGCGGGCGCGGCGUCUGCGCGCGGGUUUCGUAGUGUCGCAGCUGUUUGCGGGAGUGGUUCUUGUCCGCGCCAUGGACUCUGGUCUUAUCCGGCGCUUAGCCCCGCGCCUGGGCAUUGCCGAGCCGGAGGUGCUGAGGAAAGCGGAGGAGUACUUGCGACUGUCCCACGUGAAGUGUAUUGGCCUGUCUGCACAUACCACAGAAACCAGCAAUGCAGUCAUGUGCCUGGACCUUGCAGCUUCCUGCAUGAAGUGCCCCUUGGACAGGGCUUAUUUAAUUAAACUUUCUGGUUUGAACAAGAAGAUGUAUCAGAACUGUCUUAAAUCUUUUGAGUAUUUACUUGGCCUGAACUCAAAUAUUGGAAUAAGAGACCUAGCUGUACAGUUUAGCUGUACGGAAGCAGUGAACAUGGCUUCAAAGAUACUGCAAAGCUAUGAGUCCAGUCUUCCACAGACACAGCACGUGGAUCUCGACUUAUCCAGACCGCUUUUCACCACUGCUGCAUUACUUUCAGCAUGCAAGAUUCUAAAGCUGAAGGUGGACAAAAAUAAAAUGACAGCCACAUCUGGUGUAAAAAAAGCCAUAUUUGAUCGACUCUGUAAACAAUUAGAGAAGAUUGGGCAGCAGAUCGACAGAGAGCCUGAAGAUUCAGCCACUCCCCCACGGAAGAAAAAGAAGACAGUGGUUGAACCUCCAGCAAAGGAAACAGAGAAUAUAGUAGAGAUCCCACAUAAAUCACAAAAAGACGAAGAGGUGACACAGGAUUAUGAAGAAUGGAAAAGGAAAAUCUUGGAAAAUGCUGCCAAAGCACAAAAGGCUACAACAGAAUAAUUUCAGCUUCCAGGCUACCUUGUACAGCAAACCGAAUGCAUCUGCCACCUCAAGGAACAUGUGGAGGGCUUUGGAAUUUUCUUUGAACUUUUAGAACAAGGAUCCUAAGACUCUUGCCUUAAUAGAAAAGAAGCCAACAUUAGGGCUGAGCAGGCUGGUUCUGAAAUGAGCAACAAAUUCAUGAGCUCAGCUACAGUGCCUGGUUAGGUUAGCCUUGGCUCCGCACAGGUCUGUGCUCUCCUACAAAAUGUAAUGGGAGCCAUUUUGCUUUUUUGCUUUGUUGUAAGCCAAAGAUAAUUUGCUGUCCUAUCCAGAAUGUGAAAUUCAGUCUGAGUGGAGUCUUAAAGAUUUUACUUAAGUUUUUGUGUAAAUCUCUUGGUUUGACUAAAUCAAUAUAUGGUACAACCUAAGUUAAUAAAUGUUAUUUUUAUAUGCA